Molecule: messenger RNA, 576 nt
Organism: Setaria italica (foxtail millet)
Lineage: Eukaryota; Viridiplantae; Streptophyta; Magnoliopsida; Poales; Poaceae
Product: homeobox protein knotted-1-like 1
Exons: 2
Coding region: 1-576 (191 amino acids)
Cellular component (GO): nucleus
Molecular function (GO): DNA binding
Source: RefSeq, a predicted model, not a curated record
AUGGCCGGCCCGCGCUGGACCCGCCCGACCUCGUGCUCGACCUCUGCGCGGGCGGGGACCUCUUCUCCCUCGUCUCCGCGCGGGGCCUGCUCCCAGAGCCCAAGGCGGCCGAUCUCGCGGCGCAGCUGCUCCACGGAGGAUCUGUACAACAUCCACCCCGGGAUCUCGCGGGUCGGCAGUGCGACGAGCGAGGCGUCCGUCACCGGCGUUGGUGGGCUGGCGCCGCCGUUGGAUCUAACAGAGCUCAUGAAGGCGCAAAUCGCCAGCCACCCGCGCUACCCCUCCCUCCUCUCCGCCUACAUCGAGUGCCGUAAGAAGCGUGCAGUGCUGCCGUUUUGCUACUACGUGCAGAGAGAUCUUGCGGCGCUAGCUGUGGCGUCGCUGCUGGAGGAGGUCAGCCGGGAGGGGCGUGCUACCGGCCCCGGCUCCGGCACCGCGGAGAUUAGCGUCGAUCCCGAGCUCGACGAGUUCAUGCUCUGCUCUUGGGUCGACGAGUUCACGGAGAUCAGCGCAGUGGAUUUUUGCUUCGUUUCUGGCAAUAGUCGAUGGACAGUAGUGCCGGUAGCAGUAAUCUAG